This is a messenger RNA of Dioscorea cayenensis subsp. rotundata (Guinea yam), 1974 nucleotides long. RefSeq names its product heparan-alpha-glucosaminide N-acetyltransferase-like. NCBI's taxonomy places the organism in Eukaryota, Viridiplantae, Streptophyta, Magnoliopsida, Dioscoreales, Dioscoreaceae. The transcript is spliced from 13 exons. Bases 161 to 1621 code for a protein of 486 amino acids. The record is from RefSeq and is a predicted model, not a curated record.
GAAAACAAAACAACCCAGAGAAAACGGAGGAGCGUCGUAUAUAUAAUAGAUAGAUACAGAAAGGAAGACCCAAAGAGCCGCACUGGAGCAAAGGACGAAGAACGUUUACGAAACGGUUGGUUGUGGAGAGGGAGAAGGGGAGGCCCAUUGAAGCUUUUGCAUGCGUUGUCGCCUUUCUCUCUUUCUCUCUCUCUCUCUCCCUCCCCUCCCUGAUCAAACUCCAACCCUUCCUUAUCUCUCAAUACUCAAUAGUUCCACGGCGAGGGCCGGGCGAGUUUUCGUAAUUCCCAUACAUCUGGGCCAUAUGGGAAUUUACAAGCUUAUAAAUGGCAACGACAAAGCCAUGGAUCCUAACAAGAACAUACUCACCAGCCGACCUGACGACGAUAUUGAGGCGCCCAAGACCCCCAAGACCAGGCCGCUCUCCGUCGCCGUCAAACCCAACCGUCUCGUCUCCCUUGAUGUCUUCCGAGGGCUCACCGUUGCGCUCAUGAUUUUGGUUGAUGAUGCCGGUGAUUUCCUUCCUUCAAUCAAUCAUUCCCCAUGGAAUGGUGUAACACUUGCUGACUUUGUUAUGCCAUUUUUCUUGUUUAUAGUUGGGGUUGCUCUAGCACUUGCGUACAAGAAAGUCUCAAAUCCGGUUGUUGCAACUAGAAAGGCUAUUCUGCGGGGACUAAAGCUGUUUACUGUAGGCCUUGUGCUUCAAGGUGGGUAUUUUCAUGGCAUUCAGGAUUUAACUUAUGGAGUGGACAUUGCAAAAAUGCGAUGGAUGGGUGUUUUACAGAGAAUUGCAAUAGCCUAUGUUUUGGCAGCUGUAUGUGAAAUCUGGCUUAAAAGUGAUGUUGAAGUCCACUCUGGUUCUUCAUUGUUGAGAAGAUACCGGUUUCAGCUGUUAGUUGGUUCCGUGCUGACAAUCACCUACAUGGUCCUCUUGUAUGGACUUUAUGUUCCUGACUGGACUUACCAGAUAUCAGGGGAAGGUUCCACUCUCAUGUCUUUCUCAGUGAAAUGUCGAGUUAGAGGUAAUACAGGCCCAGCUUGCAAUGCUGCUGGCAUGAUUGACCGCAAAAUAUUAGGCAUUGAACAUCUAUAUAGAAAGGCAGUAUAUGGACGGACAAUGGAAUGCAGCAUAAAUUCUCCAAGAAAGGGACCACUUCCUCCUAAUGCUCCUUCAUGGUGUCAAGCUCCAUUUGAUCCUGAAGGGAUUCUAAGUUCCGUAAUGGCUAUUGUCACUUGCCUUAUUGGACUGCAGUUUGGCCAUGUUAUUGUCCACUUCCAGGAUCACAGAGAGAGAAUCAUGCAUUGGAUGGUCCCUUCAUUCAGUCUUCUGACGCUUGGUUUUGCCUUGGACUUCUUUGGAUUGCAUAUGAAUAAACCACUCUAUUCAUUGAGUUACACAUGUGUGACUGCUGCUGCAGCUGGGCUGGUCUUUGUAGGAAUUUAUAUUCUGGUUGAUAUCUCUGGGUACAGGCGACCAACAUAUGCAAUGGAGUGGAUGGGGAAGCAUGCGCUUAUGAUUUUUAUCCUGGUGGCCUGCAAUAUCAUACCCAUUUUUGUUCAAGGAUUCUACUAUAGACAUCCUCAGAACAACAUUUUGAAGCUCAUUGGUAUUGGAUCUUGAGAUCAACAUUCAUUAGUGACUGAGGGAUGAGCACUUCCACUAGCUGGUCUUCAUUAAUUAGCUUGUAUAUCGAGAGGAUCAGAGAGGCUUUGAUUCCGCUCAUGACCCUUUACAUGGAUAUGGAAGGGAGGGGGAUGGUGAAAAGCACGUCAGAGAUGGUGUAGUAGCGAAAUUGAGCAGGAAGUUGGGAGGCCAGAAGCUGCUGCUCGAUAGGGUCUCGGUUAUCUUGGCAUAUAUAUAUAUAUCCAUCUAUGCAUCUAGCUUGUGUUGUUUUUCAUCUAUCUCUCUCUUUCUCUCUUCUCAUCCCCGGGUGAGAUCGAGAUUGCUUUUUGUGGCUCUUCUGAAGUAUGAAA